Messenger RNA from Ambispora leptoticha, 2739 nucleotides. The record is from the annotation of a GenBank genome assembly. Lineage: Eukaryota; Fungi; Glomeromycota; Glomeromycetes; Archaeosporales; Ambisporaceae.
AUGACUAACGAACAAGACAAAGACCGUAAAUUUCGAGAAAACGCUAAAAAACUCUAUGAGGCCACUGCCUCCAUCGGUUUAAAAAGUGCUGGUAAAACUGCCCUCAAUUUUGGCGUUGACACCGCCACUAAUCUAAUGACUGAACCAAAAAAGGCUCUCCAUACGGGCUUAGGAUUAAUGGAAAGAGGUUUAAAUGCUAUUCCGUUAGUGGGAGGAUUUUUUUCUUUUUUAACCGGAACCGCUAAAGAUGCUUUAACCGACCAAAAAUUUGAGGAAAUUGCUAAUCAAAUUCAAGGAGUUAAGGAAGGAUUAAAUUCUUUGGCUGAUGCGGUGGGGGAAGCCAUUGAUGGUUUACGAGGUGAAAUGCAAGAAGCCUUAGAAGCCAUGGGAGCCCGCCAAGACCAAUUAGAGCAAUUUACCAAAGCCUUUAAAGAGGAGCAAGACAAAGAUUUCGAAAAAUACAAACACCAAAUUAACGAAAAAACGGCGAAAACUGAGCAAGCCUUUGAAGACUUACAAGCCGAUUACACUCGCCACAAUAAAAUCUUAGAAACUCAAAUUAAAGAUAAUGAGGAACAAUUAAGCGAAUUCCAAGAAAAUUUAGCCAAUGUUGAAUCCGAACAAAAGAAACUUAAUUUAGAACACCAAGAAUUGGCCGAAACCCUCGAAGAGCAAGUCAAUUUAGCCUACCAACAGAAACAAAGAUUAGAUUUUGUGGUGAAUGAAAUAGAAGAGAUUGAAGAGCAGUUUAACCAACGAAUCACCACUCGUAAAGUAGAUGAAAUAGCCGAGAAGUUAGAAAAACAUAAUCAAAAAAUUGAUAAAUUAUCCGAGCAGAUUGACCAUAAUAAAAACGAUGUCGAAGCCAACUUAACUAAAAUUCAAAAAACCUUAGAACUCAAAGCCGAAGAAGCCCAAUUAUUAGCCAGUGAGCAUGAAACCGCUCCCUUAACUGACCCCGAGAAAAGAAAACCAGAAGAAGCCGCCCCUAGCCAGCAGAAACAGCAACAGCAGGAACAAACUGAACAAUCAGCCGAACCACCAAAAUCUCUCCAAGAAGUAAUUGAAAACACCAAAAGUCAAUUAUUAGAACAACUCCAAGAAGUUCAGGAGCAAGUCCACCAAAAUAUUACUCCCUUAGAAAAAACUACUGCUCCCCAAGAAGAUAGUGAGAGUGAAAGCGAAGAGGAAGAAAUUAAGGAGUUAGAGCAAAAAGAAAAGCAAUUAAUCAGUGAAAAAACCCAAGCCCAAACUAAACUUAUCCAAGCCCGUAAUCAACAGCAAGCCACCCAACAGCAAAAAGCCCAAAUUCAAGCCGAAAUAAUUAAGGAACAGAAACAAAUCCAAAAAAUAGAGCAAAGUCUAGAAGUCAAAAAAACUGAAGAACAAAUUUUAGAAGACAACCCAGAAACUCCCACUUUAAAAAAGAUUGAAGAGAAAAUCCAAGAAAUUAAAGAAUCGCAAUCUUCUACGGCCGCUCCCCAAAAAUCAAUGAGCCUUUACAUGCUUUAUCUAAUUAUUUUCUUAUUAGAGUAUAUUGUGAUUGAAACCAAAAAAGAGGAAUUAGUCCAAGCCCAAGAGGAAUUUGCCGAAGAAACUGUCCAAAAGGAAACUGAAUACAUCGAAAGACUACAAGAAGCCGAACAAACCUUAGAAAAAGUUAAAGAGAGAACUAAAAACUUAAAAACAGUAAACUUCUCGGUUUUAAGUCAAGGGGUCGGCACGGCUGGCAAUAUUUUCUUUACCAAUCAAGAAGAAGAUUAUUUAACUUCACCAGUCGCUCAAGAAUUUCUCCGUUUGACACAAGCAAGUGGUAUCCCUUUAAAUCCCGAAGAACAAGCCUUAGUGGAGAAAAUCCAAACCAAACAAAACGAGCAAGUUUAUCAGGAAAUUUCCCAAACCCUGGCUAAAAUACCGGCUUAUCCACCUGAAAUUAAAAAAAUUUUAAGCAAAUUACUAACUAAUUUAAAGGAAGAACAAAUUCUGGCUUUGGCUGCCCAAUCUCUUUAUUUACGAAAUAACCCAGAAUUAGAAAAAAUUUAUUCUUUUCUAACCAACGAGCAAAAAUUAACCAUGCUAAACUCAGGCUUAGAUAAUCUGCAAAUAAACACUACGGAAAAAAAGAAAGAAUUAUUAAAUAUUCGCAUGGCUUGUCGGGAAGAAGAAAGAGCCUUUGACCUAUCCAUCAAGGAAAAAGAAAAUAUUUUACGACUGAUUACUAAUAAAAUAAGUGGAGAACAAUUAAAAACUUAUGAAGAAUACGGAGUUCCUAUUUAUAAUGCGGCUACCGAAGACUUAAUUACUAUUGACCAGCCAGCAGAGUUAAUUAAUAGUGGUCGAGAUAAUUUAGAGAAAUUUCCCCUUUCCUCCCACCAAGAACAAAUUAUUAAAACUUUGGCUCCUUUGCAAAGAGAAUAUAAUUAUUCGGAGGAAUUAUUAAGUAAACUUCGAACUUUACCCAGUCGACAGUUCCUGACCCAGCAAGAAAUUAUUCCUUUGGAGUAUCAAAAAACAAAAGACCCUUAUAAGGAACUAAAAAAAGCAGUUUUAGGGAAAAAAUAUAAAUUAGUUCGGGAAGAAUUUAGGCACCAAGCAAAAGAAGAAAUUAUAAAACAAAAACAAGCCAUUCGCAGUUCUUUUUUACCUGCUUUACUCUUUUUCGCCCAAUUGAAUCCAACUGAUUUAGCCAAUCAAGAAUACCGUUUAUCCAAAGAAGUCUUUGGCGAAGAAAAGGAUUGA